AUGCCUAUAAGCAAAAAAUGCAAGCAUGCAAAUAACCUUGGACACUUCUCCCAGAAAAAGAAAUUGCGCACUAGUGUUCCUAUUGAAGGAUUAGAUGGAAUGGGCUCAGGUGCCUUUCCAGAUCAUGGGAGAUUCUUGGAUGGGACUAGUGGCAGUGUUUCAUUUGGUGUUGGCACUGGAGAAUGUGGCUCUGUUGACUUGACUGGUAGUCCCGACUCUGAUAGCAACUCUGAUAUAGAUGAAAUACCAAACCCUGCAAUGUCAUCCGAAAACACAUUUAUUCAAUAUCUUCAUGAGUCUCAGACAAAGCUUGGUUACCUGGCCAAUGUCCGUGGCAAGAUACCUGGCAACAAAGUGAUAUACCCUGGAAAAACCAUAAACAGCACCUGGUCUGAGCGCAGUCUAUGCUGGGAUAAGGCAAAAGAGAAGGAGGUUCAUAAGGGACUCCAGGAGAAGCAAAGGAAGACCACUAUUGAUGGAAAGAAAUGCACAAUUAUUGAUUUUUUUCAACAACAAAAUCCCCUGGCAUCAUUCCCUCCCAAUUCCCCAGUACCCACCUGGGCCUGUGGACACCCAGACUGGCAGCAGCCACAGGGUACAACACACCACACUCAGCCCCCUCCUAGCCCAGUGAUGAUAUCAUCUCAAAGCUGUUAG
Molecule: messenger RNA, 657 nt
Organism: Cantharellus anzutake
Lineage: Eukaryota; Fungi; Basidiomycota; Agaricomycetes; Cantharellales; Hydnaceae
Exons: 2
Coding region: 1-657 (218 amino acids)
Source: RefSeq, a predicted model, not a curated record